AUGCACACCCUGUUUCGGAAACUGGCCGCGUCAGCGGUUGCCAUUUCCUGCGGUUUCGCCACAGCCGGUGCCGCCUUCGCCGCCGACUAUGUCGCAAAAAUCGGCCAUCUGGAAUCGACGCAGCAGUCCCGCCACAUCCACCUCGAAAAGGUCGCCGAACUGGUUCGGGAGCGCACGGGCGGUGCAGUCGAGUUCCAGAUCUUCCCGCAGGGUCAGCUCGGCCAACAACGCGAGAUGACGGAGGGCGUUCAGCUCGGCACACUCGAGGCGACCGUUGCCCCGGCCGCCUUCCUUGGCGGCUUCAAUCCCGCCGUUUCGGUCCUCGACAUCCCUUUCCUUCUGCCCAAUGACGACGAGGCCGCCCAGCAGAUCCGUGGCGGGCCGUUCGGCGAAGAGCUGUGCGACAGUUUCACCGCGCGCGGUGUGAUCUGCGUCGGCCUUUGGCCGAAUGGACGCAAGAAUUUCACCUCCAACAAGAUGAUCGACUCGAUAGAGGCGUUCGAGGGCCAGAAAUUCCGCGUCAUGGAUUCCAACAUCCUGAUCGAGCAGUUCAACGCGCUUGGAGCCUCGGCGAUAGCACUGCCCUUCGGCGAACUGUACACCGCGCUUCAGACGGGCGUCGUCGACGGCCAGGAAAAUCCGCUCGACACCAUUCUGAAGAUGAAAUUCCAUGAGGUGCAGGACUAUCUGGUUGUCUCCAAUCACGGGGCGAUGGAGGAUGUGAUCCUCUUCAACCCAGCCUUCUGGGAAAGCCUGCCCGAGGAACACCGUGCCGAAAUUGUCGGCGCCUUCAACGAGGUCAUUCCGGAUCUGAUCGCGCACAAGGCCGCGGCGGUCGAGGCCGCCUUCGAGGAAAUCCACCAGGGCGACAUCGAGGUCUUCGAACUGAGCGACGAGCAGAAGGCCGCCUACCGUGAGGUGAUGUAUCCGGCCGCGCGUGCCGCCUUUAUCGAGCGGGCCGGCGCCGAGGGCGAAGCUCUCAUCGCAGUCUAUGAAGAGCAAUACGCAGCCGCCCAGCAAUAA
Molecule: messenger RNA, 1023 nt
Organism: Effrenium voratum
Lineage: Eukaryota; Dinophyceae; Suessiales; Symbiodiniaceae
Source: the annotation of a GenBank genome assembly